Messenger RNA from Budorcas taxicolor (takin), 2071 nucleotides. RefSeq names its product myotubularin related protein 7 (gene MTMR7). NCBI's taxonomy places the organism in Eukaryota, Metazoa, Chordata, Mammalia, Artiodactyla, Bovidae. The record is from RefSeq and is a predicted model, not a curated record. Gene Ontology annotation, molecular function: phosphatidylinositol phosphate phosphatase activity. The coding region runs from base 16 to 1617 and encodes 533 amino acids. The transcript is spliced from 11 exons. Gene Ontology annotation, biological process: phosphatidylinositol dephosphorylation.
AGGGAACAAGGCUGGAUGCUGGUCAAUCUCAGCGAAGAAUACAAGCGCAUGGGCCUCCCUAACGAUUACUGGCAGCUCAGCGAUGUGAAUAGAGAGUACAGGGUCUGUGACUCCUACCCGACCGAACUGUACGUUCCCAAGUCGGCCACGGCACACAUCAUAGUGGGGAGUUCCAAGUUCCGGAGCAGACGGCGAUUUCCUGCCCUUUCUUACUACUGUAAAGAUAACCACGCCUCCAUCUGCCGGAGCAGCCAGCCCCUGUCUGGCUUCAGCGCCCGCUGCCUGGAGGAUGAGCAGAUGCUACAGGCCAUCAGGAAGGCCAACCCGGGAAGUGACUUCCUUUACGUUGUGGACACUCGGCCCAAGCUUAAUGCGAUGGCAAAUCGUGCUGCAGGGAAAGGCUAUGAGAACGAAGACAAUUAUUCCAAUAUCAAGUUUCAGUUUAUCGGGAUAGAGAACAUCCAUGUCAUGAGGAACAGUCUGCAGAAAAUGCUGGAAGUGUGUGAACUUAAAUCUCCCUCCAUGAGUGAUUUUCUGUGGGGACUGGAGAACUCUGGCUGGUUGAGGCACAUUAAGGCCAUCAUGGACGCAGGAAUCUUCAUUGCAAAGGCAGUUUCAGAGGAAGGGGCCAGUGUGCUUGUUCACUGUUCUGAUGGCUGGGACAGGACCGCUCAGGUGUGCUCGGUGGCCAGCCUCCUUCUGGAACCUCACUACCGGACUCUGAAGGGCUUCAUGGUAUUAAUUGAAAAGGACUGGAUUUCCUUUGGUCAUAAGUUUACUCACAGAUACGGCAACCUAGAUGGUGAUCCCAGAGAAAUUUCUCCAGUUAUUGACCAGUUCCUUGAGUGCGUCUGGCAGUUAAUGGAACAGUUUCCCUGUGCCUUUGAGUUCAAUGAGAGGUUUUUGAUUCACAUUCAACAUCACAUCUAUUCCUGCCAGUUUGGGAACUUCCUAUGUAAUAGCCAGAAGGAGAGACAAGAACUCAAAAUUCAAGAAAGAACAUACUCUUUAUGGGCUCACCUCUGGAAAAAUCGGGUUGACUACUUGAAUCCUCUGUUUAGAGCGGAUCACAGUCAGACCCGGGGAGUCCUUCAUCUCCCCACAGCACCAUGCAACUUCAUGUACAAGUUUUGGAAUGGAAUGUAUAAUCGCUUUGAGAAGGGACUGCAGCCUCGACAGUCAGUCACAGAUUACCUCGUGGCCGUGAAGGAGGAGACUCAGCAGCUGGAGGAAGAGCUCGAGGCCCUGGAAGAAAGGCUGGAAAAAAUUCAGAAAGUGCAGUUAAAUCGCACUAAGGUGAGGAGUAAGCAGAGUGAGCCCAGCAAACACUCAGGAUUUUCUACCUCGGACAACAGCGCAGCCAACACCCCUCAGGAUUACAGCGGCAAUGUGAAGUCCUUCCCGUCCAGGAGCCCUUCCCAGGGUGAUGAGGACUCUGCUCUGAUCCUCACUCAAGACAAUCUGAAAAGUUCAGACCCAGACCUGUCCGCCAACAGUGACCAAGAGUCGGGGGUGGAGGAUCUGAGCUGCCGCUCCCCCAGUGGUGGGGAGUGUGUGCCGAGCGAGGACAGUGGCAAGGACCGGGAUUCCGACGAAGCCGUGUUUCUCACCGCCUGAGGAUCCCCCGCCAUGGAGUUCCCAAGUAAAGGACACACAAGGAACACUUUCCAAAAAUAAGGGAACAGUGCAAUCUCAAAUAAAAACAGCCCAAGAAAUGGUACAGGUCAUCGAAAAAUUAUAAAAUGUAGUGACGAAAAGGAAAAAAGUCCAACUUCGAGUUCCUUUAGGUGUUGAUGUACAGGAAACAGCCAUUUCUUUUAUCAAGCAAAUAUAAGGAAAAUUGUUCCCCAUUCUAGAAUAUGGAGGUUUUAUUCACUACAGAGCAAUGACCUCUGCCAUCACCCGAGGUUAUCAAUUCACAUCUUCCUUGCCUGCAGCUGCUCAAAGUGCCCUGACCACAUUCCUUCACACUCGUCUUCAAUCUUUCCUUUUAAUUCAUUUCCAGAUGAAUAUUUUGUUUCCUCAAAUAUUUGACACUUCCUUCCUUGACUCUGUUAUCAAGAUUUUUGUU